This is a messenger RNA of Microstroma glucosiphilum, 1264 nucleotides long. RefSeq names its product ras-domain-containing protein. The coding region runs from base 227 to 1264 and encodes 345 amino acids. The transcript is spliced from 5 exons. NCBI's taxonomy places the organism in Eukaryota, Fungi, Basidiomycota, Exobasidiomycetes, Microstromatales, Microstromataceae. Gene Ontology annotation, molecular function: GTP binding; GTPase activity. Gene Ontology annotation, biological process: regulation of endocytosis. Gene Ontology annotation, cellular component: endosome. The record is from RefSeq and is a predicted model, not a curated record.
CGCCCCUCCACCACUGCUGCUACCAACACUGCCGCCAUUAUCGCCGUCCUCAGCGAUCAAUCCCUCUAAUACCGACACACUCCGAAGGCAACAGCAUCCUUCAGCCGCUACUGGAGCACCUCCUCCUUCUCGUCUGCCAUCCAUCGGCGUCUUGACCUCUUACCUCGCAGGCAGACUGCCAACCCCGCAUCUCAGCCCCUGAGCAAACCUUAACGGUUCGGUCGUCAUGAACGAUACCCUCGAGCUAGGCGCAGCGUACGACUUCCUCUUUAAGCUGAUCAUCAUCGGCGAUUCCUCCACUGGCAAAUCUACACUCCUACACCAGUUCAUCCACCACGAAUUCGUGCCCAAGAGUCACACGGUUGGAGUGGAGUUCACCUCGCGGGUGCUACUCCUAGGUGCAAGCUCGCCACUGCCUCAGCAGGGGGCCUUUCCUGGCUCUUCUGCCCACCCGGACGGGGACGCAGAUGCUGAUGCUUCUGCCCACCCGGACGGGGACGCAGAUGCUGAUGCAAAUGCGGAAUACGCAUGGAAAGGUCGGGGGAGGGGCGGUCUCGCCACAGGGAUGACCCCUAGUGUCUCGACGACAUCGACUAUUGGAGGCAGUAGCAAGACGAAGCGCGCGAGUGCAGUCAAGCUUCAACUGUGGGAUACGACUGGGCAGGAGAAGUUCCGGAGUGUUACAAGGAACUACUACCGAGGGGCAGCGGGGGCUUUGCUUGUGUAUGAUGUGACAAAACGAUCCACCUUUGAGUCUCUCCCCCGCUGGCUUGCAGACGUCCGUUCUCUCGCGGCAGAAAAGGUGCUGGUCGUCGUAGUGGGCAACAAGACGGAUCUGGUGGGCGGGAGGAAUCGCUCCGGCGCUCAGAUGGGUGGAGAGCAGGCCUCACCGCCUAAGCGUGAGGUGGAGUGGGAGGAGGCUAGACAGUGGGCUGAGAGUGAAGGUCUGCUCUUCGCUGAGACUUCGUCGCUUACAGGGCAGAACAUCGAGUCCCCCUUCACGCUGUGCGCUCGAGGGAUCAUCGAUCUCAUCGAGAAGGGCCUAGUGGCCCCCGAGGAACCCGGCUCAGGCAUCUCCUACGGCGAUCGCCUCCGAAGUCACUCGCGCUCCGCAUCUGAAGCAGGAGGUCUUUCGAGGUUCUCCUUUGCCGACGUGAUCCAAUCUGGCAGCAGCAGUAGUACGCGGCAUGGCGGCUCGAGCGGUGGUGGACUCGUGAAGUUGAAGGAAGCUUUUGGAGUCAGGGAUGGGGGAAAGUGCUGCUGA